This is a messenger RNA of Anas platyrhynchos (mallard), 6814 nucleotides long. RefSeq names its product transforming growth factor beta receptor 3 (gene TGFBR3). Lineage: Eukaryota; Metazoa; Chordata; Aves; Anseriformes; Anatidae. Gene Ontology annotation, molecular function: glycosaminoglycan binding; type II transforming growth factor beta receptor binding; transforming growth factor beta binding. Gene Ontology annotation, biological process: epithelial to mesenchymal transition; regulation of transforming growth factor beta receptor signaling pathway; cell migration. The record is from RefSeq and is a predicted model, not a curated record.
UGUGCGCCGCGCUGCCGCCAUGGGGUUACUGCUGGGCUGGGGGCCGGCCGGGAGCCACCGCCUCCUCCUCCUCGCCGCCGCCUCCCGCGCACCGCGGGCCGGGCAGUAGCGGCCUCGGCGAGGGCUGCCCUCCCGCGCCGCCCAUGGCGUAGCCGCGCUGCUGCGCGCCUGCCCCCGCAGGACGCGGCGCGGACAGAGCCGCUGCCAGGGCAGCGGCUUCUCAGCGGGAUUUUCGCCGCGUGCUUCGCAGUGGAUGCGCUGGAGUCGGUUGACUACGGCCUUUUGAGCACGCCUCCCCUAGCAGCCCUGCGGCGUUCAAGUCAGGGGGACAUCAAGUAACUUCUUGAACUUUCCUCGGUUUCAGCCGUGCUUCAAUUCAGGUCAGCUGAUUAAAAAAGCGUUGGGAAGCUGAAGGGAAAACUGGUCAUGAAAUGAUACUGAGAAUAGACACCACCAUCCAAACUGGAUGUUCAUGCCAGCAGUGGGCAAAAUAUGUACCAGGCAAUUUGAAGUCUAGAAGAUUUGAUUUCAAAGCACACCACAUUUUUCAAAGCAAGUAAAUCUACAUGAAGAGCUACAAAGGGAGCUGAUUUGAGAAGAUAGUGUUUGCAAAAAUGUCUUCAACUUGUGUGACUCCAGUGUUUGCUUUGAUUUUGUGUUUUGCAGCUGCAGGUCCUGUGCCUAGGAGCGAGUGCGUCUUAUCACCUGUUAACAAUUCGCACCCAGUCCAUGCUUUACUGGAGAGUUUUACCGUCUUAUCUGGCUGUGCAAGCCGAGGCACAACGGGCCUGCCACAAGAGGUGCAUGUCCUCAAUCUCAGAAAUCCUGAGGAAGGUCUUGGCCACCAUGAAAGAGAGGUCACAUUACACUUGAAUCCAAUUUCAUCUGUACAUAUUCACCAGAAGCCUCUGGUGUUUCUUCUCAACUCUCCUUUGCCUCUGCACUGGAAGCUAAAAACAGAAAGACUGGCACCUGGAAUCCGAAGAGUUUUCUUUGUGUCUUUAGGUUCUGUUGUUCAGUUUGAGAAGGGAAAUUUCUCUUUGUCAGCAGAAACAGAAGAAAAGCUUUUUCCUGAGAAAAAUGAAUAUCUGCUACAGUGGGCCCAGAAGGAAUAUGGAGCAGUUACAUCUUUCACCGAACUCAAAAUAUCAAGAAACAUCUAUAUUAAAGUAGGAGAAGAUCAAGUGUUUCCUCCCUCGUGCAACAUAGAAAAGAAUUUUCUCUCUUUAAAUUACCUUGCGGGAUACCUACAACCAAAAACAGCAGAGGGGUGCCUUAUGUCUAAUUUAGUCCAAGAAAGGGAAGUUCAUAUCAUUGAGCUAAUUACUCCAAAUUCCAAUCCAUACAGUGCUUUCCAGGUGGAUAUAAUCGUUGACAUUAAACCAUCUCAACCAGGCGCCAGGCUUGUCAGAGACAUCGUACUUAUCCUCAAGUGUAAAAAAUCUGUCAAUUGGGUUAUCAAGUCACACGAUGUCCAGGGAAAGCUGGAAGUGAUUACAUCAAACAGUAUUGGUUUUGGAAAGGAAACAGAGCGAUCCAUGAUUAUGAGUAAAUCAGUAAUACCUGAUAUUCCUUCUUCUCAUGAGAGUUUGAUCAAGUGGGCUUAUGAGCAUAAAUAUAGUCCGGUUACUUCCUACACAAAAGCCCCCGUUGCUAACAGAUUUCACCUGCAACUUGAAGAUACAGAAGAGAUGAAUGAUGAAGAAGACCAUUCUCUUCCUCCAGAGCUGACAGAACUGCUGCCUGCCUCAAAGAAUCCUGCAUUAAAUGAUGGCCUGACUUUUCCCUUUCACAUUAACAGAGGAAGGCAUGACACAGUGGGAGAAGGAAUUUUCCCAUCCAGGGAUUCAGUGGACACAUUAAUAAAUCAUGACUUUGAGCAUUCCCUCCCAAAGCACAAAGAACCUGAAGAGGUUCAGGGCAGUGCUGAUGUAGCCCUGUCAAUAAAGUGUGAUGACAAAGUCAUGAAGGUGGCUGUAGAAAAAAACUCUCUACAGGCUAGCGGCUACACAAGGACAGAGCUCUCACUGCUGGAUCAUUCUUGCAAGGCCAGGAUGAAUGGUACCCAUUUCAUUUUGGAGUCUUUACCGAAUAAAUGCGGGACACGGACAGCAUAUAUCUUGGACAAGAUUGUUUAUUUUAACUCUAUUGUCAUUCAGCUGUCAUCACCAGCUGAAAGCAGUGGCUUUGAUGAUGAUGACAUGGAAUCAGGUGAUAAUGGAUUUCCAGGGGAUGGUGAUGAGGGAGACAUUACUUUCUCAAGCUGGCCUGAAAUAGCGUUUAAUUGCACACUGCACCAGCCAGAGAAGGAUUUUUUUAAUCCUGCCAUGUUCUGGCCUCCUGAACCACACGUCAUGAAUGUGACCUUCAACAUGGAGCUAUACAAAACAGAUCUGUUCCUUGCUCCCUCCCAAGGACUCUUCUCUGUUGCUGAGAACGGGCCAAUAUACGUAGAGGUUUCUGUGACCAAAGCUGACAGAUCCUUGGGUUUUGCCAUUCAAACAUGCUUUGUUUCCCCAUUUUCAAAUCCAGAUAGAAUGUCUGAUUACACCAUUAUAGAAAAUAUUUGUCCUAAGGAUGAAUCUGUUAAAUUCUACAGUACUGAGAAGGUGAACUUCCCAAUAGCACAUGCACAGAAGAACAAAAAAAGAUUUAGCUUUGUGUUUAAACCAAUAUUCAACAUCUCACUGCUCUUUCUUCAUUGUGAGUUGACUUUGUGUACAAAUAAAGACAAAGAUACUGAAGGACUGCCUAAGUGUAUUCCUCCCGAUGAAGCUUGCACCUCUCUUAAUGUGGAUAUGAUCUUGGCCAUGAUGCACAACAAAAAAACCUUCACCAAGCCCCUUGUUGUAGUAACUCAUGAAGGAAAACCAGAAGAUCCCUCCCUUCCAAAAUCAAACGUGAGACAGUCACCUGUGUUCUAUGGUCUGGACACUCUGACUGUUGUGGGCAUUGCCUUUGCAGCGUUUGUAAUUGGAGCCCUGCUAACAGGAGCACUGUGGUUUAUCUACUCUCACACAGGUGAAACAGCUGGAAGACAGCAGGUCCCUACGUCCCCACCAGCCUCUGAAAACAGCAGUGCAGCACACAGCAUUGGCAGCACACAGAGUACCCCCUGUUCCAGCAGCAGUGCGACAUAACUCCAGGGAGAGAAAAGUUGAGGAGCAACAUAGGAGAGCAGAGGUUCAAAGGAUUGUGUGUUGACAUCAGCUUUUUAAAGCUAAAAGAACUAGUCCAGUUCCUUUUGAAAAAGUGAGGAGAGAUUAUUCUACAGACAGACUUUUUCUGGGGAAGCCACUGUGUGUGUGAAUGUGUGUAUGUACACACAGUGCUUGGGUAAGCACAGCCUUUUGGAUCUUCUGUAGUGUGUUAUGCUCUACAUGUGACAAAGCUACUAAUUUUACAGUACUGCAACCUGUUUUAGGGGUCUGUGGGCCCUUGAUGUGAAAUCUAUGCCAGUUUGGAAAAAUGCUGCUUUGUCUACACGACUUUUUCUUUCCCUAAGCCUUCUUAUUGACACAAGGUAUUCAUUAAGGGAGUUUAACAAGAUAAGCAGAACAAAGAUGAUAUUAGGUCAAAGGAUUUCUAUUUGUCUAAGCAAGAAAAUCUCAAGGUCAGAUCUCUGUGGUUAAUAACAUUUUAUUACUUCAGCUAUGUUAGCCACUUUUGAGUAACCUUUGUUUUUGUUAAGCUUACAGCUACGUUAUCUCAUGUGCUUUUAUGUUGUGUUUGCAGCUUCAGGUUUGUUCCAGGUAUUUCUGUUUUAAUGCACAUUGAGUUGGUAAGUGGAGAAGAGCACACUCUAACAUUCCCUUUCCAGUUUUCCAGGCCAAAGCUCUUUCAUAAGGGAUUUUUUUUUUAAUUUACUAUAACAAAUACAGGCACACACAAACAUAAAGAUAAAUAAUAAUGUUCUUGUGCACUGGCAUAAAUAUGUGUGUACAUUUAAUGGCAACGUUCUUAUGCAAAUAGAUGUAUACCUAAGUAUAUGGAGCCAAACGUUUUCCUUCAGCAACUGGGAAAUGAGCUCAGUAUUCCUUCCAUACAUAAAAUAUAUAAUGCAGAUAUAUAAAACAACUGUCUCUUUGGUUUAUAAUUGGUAGAUAGAAGAGAAUACAAAGGUGACACAGUUCUACUAUUUUAGUUCCCCCAAACUCCCUUUGAAAUAAGAGAUGGUUUUGAGGGUACAAACAAUGUACAGUAAAGCCUAUCAUUUUUGUAUAAUACCACCUAUAAAACAAAGCUAUUCUCUUGAGAUAACUGUGCAGUUGUUUAUGCCAAACUGUUGUAUGAACAUUGCAAUUGGAUAGUUCCAAGUAGUGUUGGAAUAUGGAAAGGGCAAAAAGAUACUAGUUUUCACAGUAUUUUUUUGUGUGUCAUUGCCAUAUCCUGACCUUUGACUAGAUGCCAAAUGAAAAGAAAAAAUGUGUAUUUUUGAAUGUGUGAUUCUUUGACUGUUAUGUUGCCUCUUUGUAAUUGUAAUGUGUCCUACUGAUCCUUCUCCUUUAAGGAAAUAUUAGUGUUGUUUUCCUCGAAAGAAAAAAAAAAGAGAGAGUAACUUUCAUUAAUUUUAGUAGAGGUUACCUGCGUUCUGCAAGAGAAGGGAAUUCAUUACACUAGAGUGAUAGCCUGCUCUGAAGUCUGAGGUGCAGAUUUGCUGUUUCUACAGUUGUGCCUUGCUGAUGCUAGGGUGGUCAAAGUGCAAGAUAUGCAAUAGAUGUAAGUGCCCAGAAUCAGGUAGAAGAAUAUUACUCAGCUUGAAUCAAAUUUGUUACUAAUCCUGCAAACAUUUAUGCACGAGUAACUACGUGCAUCAUCUUACUAGUACAAGUACAUGCUCAGUUCUACAGUUAUAGGUAUUCUCAGAAUAAGUGGAGAUAUACAGUGUGCAUAGUACACAUGUGAAAAGCGUUUUAUGUUACCAGGCCAAUGAGUAGUCCUGAUUAACAUCGACAGGAAUUGUCAUGUAAGUGUAGUUAUCCCCAUGCAUAAGAGUAUGCAGGAUUGGCUCUGUUAUGAGGCGUCAGGAGGAUGAAUGUGCUACCUGUGUGGCUGAAAAGAAAGCGCUUUGCCUAACCUUCAGCAGAAUGUAUUGUAUAAGCAUAUUCUAUGUGUAAAGUCUUUAAAGAUGUCUUCAAAGAAGACUAGAGUCUUUAAGUUCAAUCAUAGCUAUAUUUUACUACAUUAAAUUUGUGUAUAAAGAUAUAUUUAAAUGUUUUAGAUAAAUGUAAGUUACUCUAUAUGAAAUGUUUAAUUUCAAUUACUGUGAAAUUUACAUACUCUGUAAAUUCUUUUCCCUGUUUUAACCCUUUCCUUCCUCAGAUGUUUUAUUAAGUAGUUUCUCAUAGGAAGUUAUUAGAUUUGGUUGUUGGGAUGAACAGGUUGAAAACUUUCAUGUAAAAUAGAUAACUGUAUAUUUUUGAGAAAAACAAGCUGUAUUAUCAAUGGUUUUAUCAAAAUUUUACUCUAAUUUUAAAAUAAUUUAGAGAUUUAUAUUUACUGUUGGAUAAACCAAAAAUAUAUAAAGAUCAAAGAUUCAAUGUAUUGGCUUCUAUUUCAAAUAGUUUAAUUAACUGAACUUGGUGUACUCAGCUACCUAAUUCAGAAAUUGUAAUCAAUCUGAAUUAUUUGGAGGUUACCAAAAAUACACGUGAUUAUUUAGCAGUUGGAAGAGUAUUUCUGAUGUGUGAGAGAGAGAACUAAAAAGGGCAUUCCCAGUUAAUAGCUUUAUUACGAAAACAUAGUACUUUCUAGCAGCUGUGAAGUUGCUGUGAUUCAGAGUACUGAUAUACCUUUAAGCUCUACUUUCACAUGUAUAACAGCCAUUCAUAUCUACUGCAAGUUUCUAUAUUUAGCGUGGAAAGCUAUCUGAAUGUGUAACUGCAAAGCCAUUGGUUCCCAAAUCUGUUAAACCUGGUCUUGCCACACGGAAUUUCAUGUGGCCAGUGUUUGCCUGGUGUGGAGGCCAACAGGACACCUCAGUACUGCUUGUGUCCCAGUGUAGGCCUUUUAAACAGGGCUUCUGAGGGGCCAGCCAAGUGCCCACUCUCAUCACAGUGGAGAAUUUCAGCAUAACCUAAUUGACUCCAAAGAAACUUAUGUAAGAACGGGAGGACUGGGGUUAAAAGGGACAUCUUCUGUCUCCAAAAAGCUAUUAGUAACAUACUUAAACUUUGAAGCAGACUGCUUGUUGUCAUGCAUUGCCUUAUCACUAACCUUUUACAGCCUUUGGUGUUGGACAUUGCUGUAUUGAUGUUACAAAAAGUCAGCUUUCUGUGUUAGACUGUUUUUGUAGCAUUUUCCAUAUGGAAAUGGAGUUUGCAAAAAUGUCUGUAGAUGUUGAUGAUUGUAAACUUCCCCCUGCCCUUUUCUAACCCUUUCUCUUUUGUAUGUACAGUUCUUUCUGUUACGUAUAUCUACCUCAUGCUUCACAAGAAGACUGUACUGUUGGUUGUGCUGACAGCCCUUCCUGUGAGGUGACUGUUCUGCCGUGUUCAUCAUUCAUGGGGGUGUUCAUAGAGUUAACAGUCUUUGCUGCCAUGUUUCUACCAGUUCCAGACACAAUAUUCUCACCUUUAAAUAAAUAAGUAAGAUUCUCUAAGAUCCAAAUUCUAGAUAUAUUUUUUUUUAAUUGAAGAACGGGAGAAAUUUGCUUGCUAAUACCUGUGGCCAGUCUUAACACCCCAUUUAUACUACAUGUUAUGUUCAGUAUUUCAGAGACUUGUAGAAUGUGCUUGGUUGUACAGUUUUGAUACCCACAGAGUCAUGUCAUCUUAGUCUCUUGUGCAUAAUAAAGUAUAUAUCAAUAUAUUAA